AUGGACCGGCGGCGGCUCUGGACGUGGGCAGCUGCCGUCGUCGUGAUCGCUACUGCUGCGGCGGCGGCGGGCCAGGAGAAGAGGCUGCUGGUGGGCAUGACUCUCGUCCCGGGCGCCGCGUCGACGGGGGCAGUGUGCCUCGACGGGAGCCCGCCGGCGUACCACCUCCACCGCGGCUCCGGCUCGGGCGCCCGCGGCUGGCUGCUCCAGUUCGAGGGCGGCGGCUGGUGCAACGACGCGCCGUCGUGCGCCGCAAGAGCCGGCACGCGGCGAGGGUCGACCCGGCUCAUGAGCAAGCUCGAGGUCUUCUCCGGCGUUCUCAGCAACGAUCCGGCCAGGAACCCAGAUUUUUACAACUGGAAUCGCGUGAAGCUGCGGUACUGCGACGGCGGAUCCUUCGCGGGCGAUUCAGAGUUCAGAAAUGGCUCUUCAGUCAUCUACAUGAGAGGUCAAAGGAUAUGGGAUGCUAUCAUCUCCGAUCUCCUCACCAAAGGCCUCGCCAAAGCCGAAAAGGUGCUGCUCUCAGGCUGCUCAGCAGGAGGCCUAGCUACAUUCUUCCACUGCGACAACCUCGGGGAGCUUCUCGGGGGCGUCGCCACGGUGAAAUGCAUGAGCGACGCGGGGUUUUUCCUUGAUGUGGAUGACAUUUCCGGCAACAACAGCAUUAGACCUUUCUUUAGCAGCCUAGUUGUUCUGCAGGGAGCUGAGAAGAAUUUGAACAAAGACUGUCUAAAUUCAACACUCAAUCCUUAUCUGUGUUUUUUCCCGCAAUAUGCACUUCAAAACAUUAAAACCCCAUAUUUCAUCUUGAAUUCAGCGUACGAUGUAUAUCAGUUCCAUCACAUCUUUGUGCCUCCUUCGUCUGAUCCUACGGGUCACUGGAGUCGCUGUAAGGCGGACCCCAGCACAUGCAGCACAUCACAAAUUGCAACUCUACAAGGCCUAAGAAGUGCAAUGUUAACAGCUCUGAAACCGUUUGAAGGUGAGCCGGAGAUGGGCAUGUUCAUCAAUUCUUGCUUUGCACAUUGCCAGAGCGAGCUGCAGGACACAUGGUUUGCGCCGAAUUCCCCAACACUGGACAAUGAGGUACUAAUAAUUGAUGAGGUUAAGUUGUACGCUUGUGGCCUUUUAGUGAUGCAUGGUGUUUGCACGAAAAUCAUUUUGGAGUUUCAGACAAUUGCAGAGCUAGUCGGUGAUUGGUACUUUGAAAGGGGUGCCGCCCAAGAAAUCGACUGCGCCUAUCCCUGCGACUCAACUUGUCACAACAUUAUACCAUUGAAUCAGGUCAGUUAUUGGGAAAUGCAAAUGCACAUGCAAGGGCGGGUGUUUGAGUUUGGGGUCUUUCUAUGCAGGGUAUAUCUGUUCAUAUUUUCCCAUGAUAUUUUGCAGGUCGGCAACUAG
Messenger RNA from Triticum turgidum subsp. durum (durum wheat), 1401 nucleotides. NCBI's taxonomy places the organism in Eukaryota, Viridiplantae, Streptophyta, Magnoliopsida, Poales, Poaceae. The record is from the annotation of a GenBank genome assembly.